CACGCACCCGGCCUUCAUCACACGCCGGCCACUCCUCAACACUCUACACACCUCAACCCCAACUCUCACACGCCAUGCCCGCUCUCGCCGACCUUAUCGGCGCUUACUCUGAGCACGAGGCUCGCUCACUCAUCGAGCUCACGCGCCGCCGCGGCGGUGGUGGCGGCGGCGGUGGACGCGGCGGCGGCGGCGGCUCCGUCAGCAGCGGCGGCGGGUCGCGCAGUGGCUCUGGCACGUCAACUGGCGGCACCACGGCCGGCCGCUCCUCGACGCCCGGCUUCACCGCUGGCUCCGUCUCUGGCGGCUCGGGCCUGCGCGGCAGCUCCAGCGCGAACGGCGUCAGCACGCCGUACACCGUCACCAGCGGCGCCUUUGCUGGACGCACGGCUGGCGGUGGUACUCGCGGUGGUAUCUAUGGCAGCGGCGGCUACGGCGGUGGACGCGGCACGGCUGGCGCUGGCUUCCCCUUCAUCUUCUGGCCCCUCGGCUUCGGUGCUGUCGGCCUCGGCGCGGGCUACUACGGCGCAUCCGAGUACCGCAACCGCGACGACCGGCCAGGCGGCGCCGAGACGGUCUUCCUCAUCAGCCCGCCCGCCGGCGUCGACGCAGAGCAAAACCGCUUCUUCCUGCUCGGCGACAACAACUCCAUCGAGACGGUCCGCGACGCGCUCGCUUCGGCUUGCGGCACGGGCACCAACAACGCCACGGCACCCUCAAACUUCAGCGCGGGCCCGCAAGAGGUUGCACAGUACUACCGCGGCUCCUCCUUUGCUCUCGGCCUCGACGGCUACGAGAACGGGCAGCCGGCUGUGGGCACGAACGACACGGCUGCGCUCGAGGCACCGCUCGCCGCGCUGCCCAGCAGCGUCAACCAGACGUACUUCUCUUGCCUGAACUCGACGAUCGGCCAGGACGUGCCGCUCGUGGAGGAGGCCGCGGCGACCGACGCUGCCGGCAUCGUCUCGCCGAGCGUCGCGGGCCUCAUCUUUGCCCCUGCGAUCGUCGUCGCGUUCCUCCUGAACCUCUAAGCGCUGGCACUUUCGCGGACCGGACCUCAGCACGUCUCUCUAUAUACCAUCGCAAUGCCAGUCUGUACAUAUCACGGCCGCUUGAUGAGUCGCACGAUGCCGACGAGCAGCGGCACGGCAACGGGCCCGAAGAAGGGCGUGUAGACAGCCAUCUUGUGCUCCUGCGGAAAGUAGAGCUCCUUGAUCAUGUCGCGGUUGAAGAAGGCGCGGCUGGCGAGCGCAGCGGCGCGCGAGGAGAGCAUGAGCGCGCGCUCGAGAUCGGGCGAGGCCUCGCCAGCAGCGCGUGCCGGGACAGG
Molecule: messenger RNA, 1324 nt
Organism: Tilletiopsis washingtonensis
Lineage: Eukaryota; Fungi; Basidiomycota; Exobasidiomycetes; Entylomatales
Exons: 3
Coding region: 75-1028 (317 amino acids)
Source: RefSeq, a predicted model, not a curated record